AUGAAAUCGCAAAAAUAUGUCGAUUUUCUUCAAAUUUUCUCAACUGGCACAUCAAUAUUUCUAAACACAAUUUUGAUUAUUCUAAUCAUCACCAAAUCACCAAAACAUCUUGGAUCAUAUAAAUAUUUGAUGAUCUACAUUUCGAUCUAUGAACUGGUUUAUACGAUUCUCGAUGUUUUGCUUGCUCCGUUGAUUUUUUCACAUGGCUCAAUCUUCCUGGUUAUCAUCUCAAAAAUCGAUAACCGUAUAACAACUAACAAACAAGUUCUACUUUAUCUCGACUCAAUUUGGUGCGGAUUUUUUGGAGCAUUCAUGGGUGUUUUUGCACUACAGUUUAUUUAUCGAUACUACGUAGUUUCUGGGUGAGAUUAAUCCAAUCUUUUCAAACAUCAAAAAAUUUUUCAGAUCAAUAAAGAUCAAAAGUUUCAAUGAUUAUCGAAUCGUAUUCUGGAUGUCAAUCCCAGUCAUAACCGGAGUGAUUUGGGGAACUGUGGUUCAUGUGUUAAUUGGUCCCACGAAACAAGCAGAUCUUGCGAUCGAAAGUAUCUUACUUUCCGAGUUUGACACACACAUCGAUGACAUAACCUAUGUCGGACCAUACAUUUACCAACAACAAGAUGAUGGAAGUGUGGAAGUCAGCAAAGAUUCUCUGAUCGCAAUGAUUGUUAUGUUAUCAAUCAUCUUGUUCUCAAUAAGUUUCAUAGUUUUCUCCGCAGUCAAAUGCUUCAUUCAACUAAAUGUGUUCUUACAAAUCAACAAAAAUCUAUCAAGAAAUUACAGCAGUUUUCAAACGCAAUUAUUCUACGCCCUGAUUGUUCAAACCCUAAUCCCUCUGAUUCUCAUGCAUCUUCCCUGCCUAACACUCUACAUUUGCACUAUGCUCGAUAUCGAUUUGGGACAUUCCAGUGUUAUUCUAACACUGACUAUUGCUAUAUUUCCAGCAUUAGACCCUCUUCCAGUUAUGUUAAUCAUCAAGGAUUAUCGAUGUGUCUUAUCAAACAUCGUAACAACCCGUGUUAUCAAGCUUCCAAAAUCAAAUAAUUAA
Caenorhabditis angaria is the source of this 1045-nucleotide messenger RNA. The record is from the annotation of a GenBank genome assembly. NCBI's taxonomy places the organism in Eukaryota, Metazoa, Nematoda, Chromadorea, Rhabditida, Rhabditidae.